Molecule: messenger RNA, 1608 nt
Organism: Thalassophryne amazonica
Lineage: Eukaryota; Metazoa; Chordata; Actinopteri; Batrachoidiformes; Batrachoididae
Product: dnaJ homolog subfamily C member 5B-like
Exons: 6
Coding region: 231-878 (215 amino acids)
Source: RefSeq, a predicted model, not a curated record
GUUCGCGUGUUUGUUGUUUCCUGGUUCGAGCUUCCUGCUUCGGCGCGGUGGCUGUUUCCUUUUCAUUUCACGAUGACGCGAGAAAGUUAAAAACCAAGCGGUGCAACGCCGAUAACUUCUUACUUGUAUAAUAUAUUGUAUGUGUAUAGAUAAUAUCACCGGACAGCGUUUGGACUAUAUGAACCGACCAAGGCCAACAUCUGUUUGUCAUCAGCUACAAAAUAUAAAAAAUGGAGGAACCCAGCAGAUCUCGUACAAUGUCAACAGCAGGGGACAGCUUGUACAAGGUUUUAGGCUUGGAGAAAGGAGCAUCUGCAGAAGAAAUAAAAAAGGCUUACAGGAAAUUGGCAUUGAGACAUCACCCUGAUAAGAACCCAGAUAACCCAGAGGCUGCUGAGAAAUUCAAGGAGAUCAACAAUGCAAAUGCCAUCCUGAGUGAUGAGAACAAGAGGAAAAUCUACGAUGAGUACGGGUCCAUGGGCCUCUACAUGGCAGAGCAGUUUGGGGAUGAGGGCGCCAAAUACUAUUUCCUCAUGUCCAAGUGUUGGUUCAAGGCACUUCUGCUGUGCUGUGCUAUUUUCACGUGCUGCUGCUGUUUCUGCUGCUGCUGUUUCUGCUGUGGAAAGUGUAAAUCACAGCUGGAUGAUGAGGUCCCUGUUUAUGAAGACCUGGAGGAAGACAUCAGAGGACAGGACACGGCAGGUGACAAUGUAAUAAUCAUUCAGCCAAGUCCUACUGCUAACACUGACACAUCAACAAAGUUUGCUUCAUCAGGUGAAAGCAUACCAAUUGUUAUUCAGCCACAAACGUCAAACAGCACCCCAGAGCCAGUCCGCCAGAAUUCCGGAGACAGCCAGCACACACAGACAACUGAGUGAGUGUACAGAGAGGGCAUGCUGAGGGCACCAGUUUCUGGGCUGCUGUGCAGAGCAACGUUAUCUGCUUCACUGUUGUUGGUUUUCAACAUGGUUCUUUUUUUUUUUUUUUUUUUUUUCCUCAAACACUGUCAUGACUUCACAAAGUGCAUUUCUCUCAAAUGGGAGAUUGUUUAAUUGAGUAGCAGUUGUGUUUUUGUUUUCCAAGUGCCACAUUGUCCUUCGUGCUCUCUAUUUGAUCUGGUCACAUAAUUGUCUGUUUCUGGUUUUAUGUUUUUGGAUGUUGGGAACUGUCCAUUCUGCACUGGCAUUUGACAUAGCUACGCACUGCUGUUUCUAUUAUUCUGUCUGUUCAUUUUGGAAUUAAGAAGCCAAAAUCAACUGUACUAUAGAAAUAAAAAAAAAAAUCAGAAAUGAUACUUUGACUACUAAAAAAUAGUUCAUUUAGUUUUUUCCCCCCACAUGGAAGCCAGAGGUUCAAAUGUGUUCAAAGUGUGUCACCCAAACUUUGGCAGUCACUUUUGCUGGAUGUCUGGGGAUUGCAGUGGACUGACUCUUCUAUUGUUUUUGGAGGGCUAAAGAGGUGUCGGGCAUGUCUGUGGAUGUACAGAAUUGUUCAGCUUCUUACAGCAUUCAGUUGUUGGUCAGUCAAAAGUUUGGACACACUUGCAUUCCAGAAAGUAUGUCCAAGCUUUUGACUGGUUCUAUACAUAUUUUAAAUCUCUCUCUUCUU